AUGAAAAGUAUUAAACACAGAAAUAUAACCGAUUUAAAAUAUUAUUUUUAUACAAAUAAUGAUAAAAAUGAGUUAUAUUUGAAUUUGAUACUUGAAUAUGUUCCUGAAACUUUAUAUAAAGCUUCUCAUUAUUAUGUUUCAAAAAGAUUAAGCAUGCCAAGCUUAGAAGUUAAGUUAUAUACCUAUCAAAUGUUUAGAGCUUUAAAUUAUAUUCAUAGUUCGGGUAUUUGUCAUAGAGAUAUAAAACCUCAAAAUUUAUUAAUAAAUCCUGAAACUGGUGAAUUAAAAUUGUGUGAUUUUGGUUCGGCUAAAAUUUUAAAUCCAAAUGAACCAAAUGUAAGUUAUAUAUGUUCAAGAUAUUAUAGAGCUCCUGAAUUGAUUUUUGGUGCUACUAAUUAUACUACUAAAAUUGAUGUUUGGUCUGCUGGUUGUGUUAUGGCUGAAAUGAUUUUAGGUCAACCUUUAUUCCCUGGUGAAAGUGGUAUUGAUCAAUUGGUUGAAAUUAUUAAAAUAUUGGGUACUCCAACAAAAGAUGAAAUUAGAAUGAUGAAUCCAAAUUAUAUGGAACAUAAAUUUCCAUUAAUUAAAUCUGUUAGUUGGUCAAAAAUUUUUAAAAGAUUAGAACCAACUGGUAUUCAAUUCAUUAAUAAAGUUUUACAAUAUAGUCCAAAAGAUAGAUUAAGUUGUAUGGAUGGUUUAAUUGAUGAUUAUUUUGAUGAAUUAAGAAAUCAAAAUACUAAAUUUCCAAAUUAUAGAAAAUUAUUUAAUCAAGAAUUUCAUAACAUAAAUUCAACUACAACUAAUAAUACUGAAACUCGAGAUUUACCUGAAUUAUUUGAUUUUGAUCAAGCUGAAUUGUCUACUAUAUCAAAUGAAUCUCAAAUUAACAAAUUGAUUCCUGAAUGGGCUAAAACUAGACAUCAACAACCUCAAAAUGGAAAUUAA
Molecule: messenger RNA, 945 nt
Organism: Insectozyma verbasci
Lineage: Eukaryota; Fungi; Ascomycota; Pichiomycetes; Serinales; Debaryomycetaceae
Source: the annotation of a GenBank genome assembly